GUCCAUGUCUGCACGUUGCAACGCCAUUGUGAGGACGCACACUUACUUCAUUAUUUGAUCAUUUUUAACAUUAUUACUUUGCAUGGUCGGACAGAACGAGCUGUUUGACAGUUUCGCUCACAUAUAUAAGAAAAUCAGUGAUUUUCCAUCGCCUUGAUUCCGCCCAUAUCAUCGGGGUGUCCGCCUUGUUCGAGGGGCUGGUCGUAGAGGUCCGAUGCGUCACGUUUAUUUGGGCCUUCUGCAUCCCACUGGCAGGGAAGCGCCCGAUUUUUUUUCCUCCCUGCCUUAAAACGUCCUGCAUACAUUUAUUACAAGCGUGGAUCUUCGGGAUAACAAGGUAUCGAAGGGAAAACGCGACGCAAAGUAUGCAUUUGGAGACAAUUCUGUGUAGUUUGCUGGAGAAAAUUACAGACGUUCCCCCUGGAUUGGUAUUUACCAUAAAACAAUCACCUUGUCAAACUUUCACACGAUGAACAAGUCUUGAAUCCCUCCACAAGACUAUUUUAGCAUCAUUCAUGACUUUUCCAAUGAACUGACCAUCACUCGUUGGAACAUUUUUGCGCAAUCAGGUCCCAAAGUGCUGAUUCCUGAAAGCAGAAUUCAUACAUGUACAGUGGAAGAAUGACAGAAGCAUGGCAACAGCAACAUGCAGUGGCCCCUCCUCCCGUUGGGCACCCCCUUCUUCAAGGUGCUGAGAAUGCUUUGGGAACUGCCGCGUAUGGCAUUGUCCUACAGGCAGACCCUGCUUUGCAACAGGCUCAGCAUGGCCAACAUGCACAGCAGCACCCGCUGCCGGCUCAGCAGCCUCAGCUGCAGGUGGGGAGCGAAGGUGGCCACAAAUGUGGCGCAUGUGGCCACGAUAUUUCGCACUUGGCCAAUCCCCACGAGCACCAGUGCAUGGUUAACCAGGACCGUUCGUUCCAAUGCACACAGUGCAUGAAGAUCUUCAACCAAGCCACGGAUCUUCUAGAGCAUCAGUGUGUCCAGGUCGAGCAGAAGCCGUUUGUGUGUGGCGUGUGCAAAAUGGGCUUCUCGCUUCUCACGUCUUUGGCGCAACAUCACAACGAGCACAGCACUGGAAACAAUCCAAUGAAGUGCUCUAUUUGUGAAAAAACAUACCGCCCAGAUUCCACGUCUUCUAACCCUCAGCAGCCUUCUACUGCCGAGACAUCCAGUGAUGGAGCAGCCAUGGGUUCCUCUUCCACUACGGCUUUUCAGAGCUCCGACCGUCCGUAUAAGUGCUCCGUGUGCAAUAAGGCGUUCCGUCACCUUUCGGAACUCUCGCGUCACGAAAGAGUGCACACGGGUGAGAAACCCUACAAGUGCGACACGUGCGAGAAGAGCUUUAGCCAGGCUUCCCACCUGGCACACCACCAGCGCACUCACAGCGCCGAUCGCCCUUAUAAAUGCGCCGUCUGCGAGAAGACCUUCAAGCACCGGCAGCACCUCGUACGGCACAUGUACGCUCACUCCGGCGAGCACCUUUUCAAGUGCAAUCUGUGCGAGCUGCAUUUCAAGGAGUCAUCCGAACUGCUGCACCACCAGUGCCAGCCAGCAGGAGAGCGUCCGUUUCGCUGCGCAGCCUGCGGGAAGAGCUUCAAACGGCCCUCGGACCUCAGGCAGCACGAGCGGACCCACUCGGAAGAGCGGCCUUUCCAGUGCGAGGAGUGUCAGAUGAGCUUCAAACAGCAGUACGCGCUCGUUCGCCACCGCCGUACGCACAAAAACCCGGCCGAUCGGCCUUUCAAGUGCAAUCAGUGCGACAAGGGUUUCCUGCAACCUUCCCACCUGCUGUACCACCAGCACGUCCACGGCAUCGAGAGCCUGUUCAAAUGUGCCGCUUGCCAAAAGGGCUUCAGACAAUCCGGGGAGCUGCUAAGGCACAAGUGCACGGAAUCGAACUCCGGAUCGAACGCCGUAGAGAAGCCCUACAAGUGCGACGUGUGCGGGAAGGGCUACAAAAAGUCGUCGACGCUACAGCGGCACCAGAACUCGCAUUGCACCGAAAAGCCGCUCAAGUGCUCGCUCUGCGGCCGCCGCUUCCAGUCCUCGUCGGAUUUCGUGCAGCACCGCUGCGACCCGGCUCGAGAGAAGCCGAUGAAGUGCGCGGACUGCGAGAGGCGCUUUAAAUAUUCGUCCGAGUUGCAGAGACACCGGAGAGUCCAUACAGGAGAGAAACCCUUCAAGUGUCCCACCUGCGACAAGGGAUUCAAACAGCGCGAACACUUGGCCAAACAUGGCAUCGUGCACUCCCGUGAAGCCCAGUUCAAGUGCGUCUGGUGUGGGGAGUGUUUUGGAGAGCUUGGGGCUCUUCAAGAACAUACAGUUCAACACACUGCAGAAGGAGGGGGUUAUCCAGCGUCCUCGUGCAUAGAGUAGUCACCGUCUGCUGUUGCUCCUUGCCAAGCGAAAAUACCCUCUGCGCGCAAUAGUAACACUGCGAUUUUUCUAACAUAUAUUUAGUGAAAGUGUACGUUUUACAUAUCCCCAAAAGUUUCCUAUUGGAACUGCGUGAAGUGUCAGCUUGUAAAAGUCUUGACGUACCUCUGGGUAGAUAUUGUCAACAUUGCAUCUUCUCCACUUGCCUCAGUUCUUCAUAAAUGGUCUCUAUUCAAAAAUAAGCUUGUAAAUUCAUGUGCAACUCAUUAUACUUGAGACUGGUGUUUCCAACAAAGAAAUGCUGAAGCUAAAGGUUUAGUUUGAGUUCUGCUUAGUAUCUAAAAUUAAAAGUAAACCAAGAAGAGAAUGCAGUGCUCUUAAAUUGGUACGCCACCCUGGAUCUGCUUUUUGGUCUUCAUACGAUUGACCACAACUAGAUGUUUCAUUGCAUUGGUUUUCUUUCUAAUUAUUUGGCCUUGUAACUCUCAAAUUAACUGCCUUUCUUCCAGUGCUCUCCAUUUCGUGUUAGUUAUGGAACACUGUAUGGCCAUCCGGACAAUAUACAGUAGUGAUUGUAUGUAUUCGUAAUGUAUAACUCCCAUCACCUAACCCAUGAUGUAACAGGGUAUAUGUAUGCAUGAUUAGCCUAAAUAAUUUAUAGAGUUUGUUGUAAUCUGUCAUGUUAACUUUGUAGGCAAAUGACUACACACACAAAAAAAAAAAAAAAAAAAAAAAUAGCCAUUCUUUUUUCUCUAGUGCAUUUCGAUUCAUCUCUAACAAUAGGUUGCAAGCAGUUAAAUUUACAGUAGCACAAAGAUUUACAGUUACUUAUUAACUGCCAGGCAACAGAGAACAACGACAAAGUAUUUUUGUUUGCAGAUUGCAAACGGAUGGUGUUGCGUUAGAUAAACAAUGCUGUAGAAUUUGUAAAGUUAUCUGUACAUGGAUGUUUUGUAUCGCUUCGACAUGAGUACAGUGCUAGGAUUUAGUAUAUGUUUGUGUUUCAUCAUACUGUGCAUAUGUGAUUGUUUCCUCUUGUGAGGAUACACUGUUUCUGUUUUAGUGGAUUAUUGUUUUGCCACAGAUAACUUGUUCAGUUUCUCUGCCACAAAUUCUGUGUUUGCUUUCUGCUUUAGAAACAAUAUUGCCAUAAAUCAGUUAGCGUUUCGUUUUAUAAUUGCCUAAUUGGAUCAGCACCUCUUUUUUUUGUUUUAAACCACAGAUAGAUGUUCAGAUUUGGAUGCAAAAUUGCACUGCAGGCAAUCAGAAGCAACUUCAAGAGUAUAUAAUAUGUCGCAGUAUUAACUACUAGUAGUAGAGUGUUUUUAAAACGUCAAAAACCUCUUACAAUGCAGUGUCUAAAUAGUGAAUCCAUAUUAAUGAUACGUUGUAUGAUGAUCCUAACAGCUUGAAUGUAAACAUUGCAGACAUUUCUGUUUCCCUUUCGAUGCCUCUGAAAGCCUUAUUAACAUUAACGGCUUAUGUGUCAGUAUUGUUUGUUCUGUUACAGAUUUGUGUACUCUUAUGUUCAUGUGCAUUAAAUGCAGAGACUGAAUGUUGUCA
Messenger RNA from Megalobrama amblycephala (Wuchang bream), 3942 nucleotides. RefSeq names its product zinc finger protein 319. Lineage: Eukaryota; Metazoa; Chordata; Actinopteri; Cypriniformes; Xenocyprididae. Bases 607 to 2379 code for a protein of 590 amino acids. The record is from RefSeq and is a predicted model, not a curated record. The transcript has 2 exons.